UAGAGUUAACCAACCGAUUUGCCCCCCACCUCCCACGUUUCUUCUCUCCCAUCUCUCCAUCGCCGCCAGCACCGCCCCGCCCCUCUCCCUGGACAUGUCCAGCGCCCCGUGCUGUGCCCCGCCUCCUCCUCCUCUUUCGUUUCCAUGCCACCACGGUGGUUGGUCGCGCCCUUGGGCGCGCGCCCGCGAAACCCUAGCCCCUCCAGGCUUGGUCGCCGGCACUUCACUGACGCUGCCGCACCUCCGGCUGCUCCUCCUCGCGGAGGAUGUGUUUCUCUACUUCGCCUGCAUCUCCUCCUCGACCUCCCCUGGCUGCUGCUCCGGUACAUCGACGCCGACGCCUACCUCCUAGAAGCCCGCGUCGUCCCGUUCGCAUCGCUGGGUGGACGAGGUCUAUCUCGAAUCGCCCGUUUGGUUCAGUCGUCGGGGCAGCUGGCGCUGAUCUGGUCGCCCCGUGACAUCGGGAGGGAGUUGGGGCGGCGGUGUUGUCGUCGGCAUGGAGGCGGGAAAACGAGCAGGGAGCAGCGAGGAGGUGACGCCUGCCUUAACCGGGUAUAUCAGAGGAGCCGACAGGGCCGGUGCUCCCUCUCAACGGGUCCUUGUGGGAAUGCAAUUGUCGGACAAGGUGAUCAAAGGGACCAAGGCAGAUGUGGCAUUGUGAGUACCAAUCCAGCAGAUCAAUGAAUCCAGUUGGCUGAACUUGCAGAUGUGCCUUCCAAGCAUGGGAGAUAUAAUUGCAAACUGAUCUCAAAUCUAGUGGAGGAAGUGCACCGGUGGUACUUUAAGGCAGAUGGACAGACGGCGGACUGCUGGUGUGGCGUUUUACCUCACUAACACUGUUGAGUUCGUCCCGGAUGAGCCAUAUCCAACUCCGGAGGCAAGC
Lolium perenne is the source of this 883-nucleotide messenger RNA. NCBI's taxonomy places the organism in Eukaryota, Viridiplantae, Streptophyta, Magnoliopsida, Poales, Poaceae. The record is from RefSeq and is a predicted model, not a curated record.